AGAUUUCAAUACACUCUCCCGGUACUCAUUCAAAAAAACAGUUCAUACUCCCUUCCUUCUCUCCAAUUUUCUCUCCCUCUCCCUCUCUCCUCUGCACUUUGAUUCGUUUCGAUCCCCUCUCUCUCUCUCUCUCUCUCUAGAUUUCUCUCGCUUUCUUAUCAUCUAGUAAGUUUGAAUCAUUUCAAAAGAAAAAAAAAACAAAAACAAAUUGAGUAAUAAUCAUGUGUGGAAUACUAGCAGUUUUGGGUUGCUCCGACGACUCCCAGGCCAAAAGGGUUCGCGUCCUCGAGCUCUCCCGCAGAUUGAAGCAUCGUGGGCCAGAUUGGAGUGGGCUAUAUCAUCAUGGUGAUUUCUACUUGACACAUCAACGGCUGGCAAUUGUAGAUCCUGCGUCUGGUGAUCAACCUCUCUUCAAUGAAGACAAAAAGAUUGUUGUCACGGUGAAUGGGGAGAUUUACAACCAUGAAGAACUACGCAAGCGUUUGCCUAAUCACAAGUUCCGCACUGGCAGUGAUUGUGAGGUUAUCGCACACUUGUAUGAAGAGUAUGGAGAAGAGUUUGUGGACAUGUUGGAUGGAAUGUUUUCUUUUGUCUUACUCGACACUCGCAACAACAGCUUCAUUGCUGCACGCGACGCCAUUGGCAUCACUUCCCUCUACAUUGGAUGGGGACUUGAUGGCUCGGUUUGGAUUUCAUCUGAAUUAAAAGGCCUCAAUGAUGACUGUGAACAUUUCGAGACAUUCCCACCUGGUCACAUGUACUCUAGCAAAGAAGGCUCCCUCCGGAGAUGGUACAACCCUUCCUGGUUCUCCGAGGCCAUUCCAUCUACCCCAUAUGAGCCACUCGUGCUAAGGCGCUCUCUUGAAAAUGCUGUGAUUAAGAGGCUAAUGACUGAUGUUCCCUUCGGAGUCCUCCUAUCCGGAGGCCUAGAUUCAUCCUUGGUGGCUUCCAUCACUGCCCGGUAUUUGGCUGGCACAAAGGCGGCCAAGCAGUGGGGGGCACAACUCCAUUCCUUUUGUGUUGGACUCGAGGGUUCACCAGAUUUGAAGGCUGGAAGAGAAGUUGCUGAUUAUUUGGGAACAGUUCACCAUGAGUUUACCUUCACUGUCCAGGAUGGUAUCGAUGCCAUUGAAGAUGUAAUUUACCAUAUUGAGACAUAUGAUGUGACGACAAUCAGGGCAAGCACGCCUAUGUUCCUCAUGUCGCGUAAAAUUAAGUCAUUGGGAGUGAAGAUGGUCAUUUCUGGUGAAGGCUCAGAUGAGAUUUUUGGUGGGUAUUUGUAUUUCCACAAGGCACCCAACAAGGAAGAGUUCCACCGUGAAACAUGUCGCAAGAUAAAAGCACUUCAUCAAUACGAUUGCCUGAGGGCUAACAAAGCAACAUCUGCGUGGGGAUUGGAAGCCCGUGUCCCCUUCUUGGACAAAGAAUUCAUCAAUGUUGCAAUGAGCAUCGACCCCGAGUGGAAAAUGAUUAAGCCGGAAGAAGGGCGAAUGGAGAAGUGGGUUUUGAGGAGGGCCUUUGAUGAUGAAGAACACCCCUAUCUGCCAAAGCACAUUCUCUAUAGGCAGAAAGAGCAAUUCAGCGAUGGGGUCGGCUACAGUUGGAUUGACGGGCUUAAAUCCCAAGCCGCACAACAUGUGACCGAUAGAAUGAUACUUAAUGCUGCACAUAUCUUCCCUCAUAAUACCCCAACCACAAAAGAAGCCUACUACUACAGAAUGAUCUUUGAGAGGUUCUUCCCACAGAACCCGGCCAGGCUGACUGUCCCAGGUGGUGCAAGCGUGGCUUGCAGCACGGCCAAAGCGAUCGAGUGGGAUGCUUCUUGGUCUAACAACCUUGACCCUUCAGGUAGGGCUGCACUUGGAGUCCAUCUCUCAGCUUAUGAGCAACAACUACCCUCUGCUACCAAUGGGAAAUUGGCACCGGAGAUUAUUGAUAAUGUGCCAAGGAUGAUGAGUACUGUUCCAGAAGUUACGAUCCAAAGCUAAUAUUUCCCAUUUCAGGGGUUGUUUUCAUGUGUGUUUUUAUCUUUGAUGGUAGAAAUUGAAGCGUACAUGGGACUUUUAGAGAUCCCAGUGUGUAAAAUUUGUUAGUUGGUAUGUAAAAGUGAAUUAUGUUUGAUGUGGUGGUGUAGAACCCUUGAUCAAUGUCUUGUAUUUGGUUAAGUUCUAGGAUUUGAAGUAUGUAAUUUAUGUCAUGUAAUUGAUUUCAUCGAAUUGGACUCUAUUUUCGCUUAA
This is a messenger RNA of Camellia sinensis, 2237 nucleotides long. RefSeq names its product asparagine synthetase [glutamine-hydrolyzing] 1. NCBI's taxonomy places the organism in Eukaryota, Viridiplantae, Streptophyta, Magnoliopsida, Ericales, Theaceae. Gene Ontology annotation, molecular function: asparagine synthase (glutamine-hydrolyzing) activity. The record is from RefSeq and is a predicted model, not a curated record. Gene Ontology annotation, cellular component: cytosol.